AUGGUUUCCAGAUGUAGUAGUAGCAUCACGCAAUCGCGUUUUCCUCCCACCCUAGCAAUCGCCUCUCCCUCCCUCCCGCCAUUGCCUUUCCCUCCUCACCCGCCAUCGCCUCUCCCUCCCCGUCGUCGCCUCUCCCUCCCUCCCCGUCGUCGCCUCUCCCUCCCUCCCCGCCGUCGCCUCUCCGUUCCCUCCCCGUCGUCGCCUCCUCUUCCCUACCCGCCGUCGCCUCUGCGCACUGGCUGUUUGCGCGCUGGCGCCUUACGCGCUGGCGCCUAUGCGCGCCGGCGCCUAUGCGCGCUGGCGCCGGUCGCGCUGGCGCCGUGCGCGCUGGCGCCGUGCACGCUGGUGCCUUGCGCGCUGGCGCCAUGCGCGAUGGCGCCGUGCGCGCUGGCGCCGUGCGCGCUGGCGCCGUGCGCGCUGGCGCCUUGCGCGCUGGCGCCGUGCGCGCUGGCGCCGUGCGCGCUGGCGCCUUGCGCGCUGGCGCGUAACGCGCUGGCGCCUAAUGCGCUGGCGCCUUGCGCGCUGGCGCCUAUGCGCGCUGGCUCCGUGCGCGCUGGUGCCGUGCGCGCUGGCGCCGUGUGCGCUGGCGCCGUGCGCGCUGACGCCUUGCGCGCUGGCGCCUAA
Messenger RNA from Closterium sp. Naga37s-1, 624 nucleotides. Lineage: Eukaryota; Viridiplantae; Streptophyta; Zygnematophyceae; Desmidiales; Closteriaceae. The record is from the annotation of a GenBank genome assembly.